Messenger RNA from Rattus rattus (black rat), 420 nucleotides. RefSeq names its product small nuclear ribonucleoprotein Sm D3-like. The coding region runs from base 1 to 420 and encodes 139 amino acids. The transcript has a single exon. Gene Ontology annotation, biological process: RNA processing; spliceosomal snRNP assembly. Gene Ontology annotation, cellular component: commitment complex; precatalytic spliceosome; catalytic step 2 spliceosome. Gene Ontology annotation, molecular function: RNA binding. The record is from RefSeq and is a predicted model, not a curated record. NCBI's taxonomy places the organism in Eukaryota, Metazoa, Chordata, Mammalia, Rodentia, Muridae.
AUGUCUAUUGGUAGGCCGAUUGAAGUCCUGCAGGAAGCUCAAGGCUACAUAGUAACAUGUGAGACCAACACUGGUGAAGUAUAUCCAGGAAAGCUCAUUGAGGCAGAGGACAACAUGAACUUCCAGAUGUCCAACAUCACAGUCACAUACAGAGAUGGCCCAGUGGCACAACCAGAACAGGUAUACAUAUGUGACACCAAGAUCCGGUUUCUGAUUUUGCCUAACAUGCUGAAAAAUGCACCCAUGUUAGAGAACCUGAAAAAUAAAAACCAGGGCUCAAGAGCUGGCCAAGGAAAAGCUGCCAUUCUGAAGGCCCAAGUGGCUGCAAAAGGAAGAGGAUGUGAAAUGGGGCAUGGAAACCUCCAGAAGCAAAGACAAUAUUCUCCAUCAAAGAGAACUUUCCUUCCUUUCUUCUCUUAG